Molecule: messenger RNA, 1328 nt
Organism: Phialemonium atrogriseum
Lineage: Eukaryota; Fungi; Ascomycota; Sordariomycetes; Cephalothecales; Cephalothecaceae
Exons: 2
Coding region: 141-1256 (371 amino acids)
Source: RefSeq, a predicted model, not a curated record
GAUUGCGUUCCUUCUGUACGAAAUCCUUUGCAAGGUAUACGGCCCAGUCCGGGAACGCAGCCACGGCGUUGAUCAUAAGGAUGAGGAAGAUGACGAAAGUGGUGAUAGUGAGGACAGCUUGUCAUUCUUAGCCGAGGAAGAUGACCUACAUGGCGCUAGCGAGGACUGCUCGCCAAUCGCCUCCGAAGACGAUGAGGAAGAUGACCCACAUGGCGCUAGUGAGGACUACAUUCCGUUCUCCUCCUUCUGACAGCGAUGAAGAAGAAGACCAACAUGGCGAUAACGAGGACUGCUCGUCAUUCUUCUCCCUCUCCUCUGACGAUGAAAAUGACCAAUGUGGCGAUAGGGGGGACUUCUCGUCAUUCCCCUCCUCCUCUGACGAUGGUGGGGAAUAUGACGAAAGUGGUGAUACGGAGGACGACCUGUCCUCUUCUUCCGAUGAAGAGGAGGACAAAGACAACAAACCUCCUCCAUUCCUGCAUUGGGACUGGAGCUUCCUGGACAAAUGCAAGGGAAGGAUGGCGCAACUGCCCGACCUACACCUACUUGCCUGCGUGCGCGAGUACCUCCUCACCGUGUACGGGACCAUGAUCGCCAUUCACGGGAAGGCCCGUCUCCUUUGCAUUCCAGAAGCAUGGAGAUACCCGGAAUUUGAGAAUGCGCGUCUGUUGGGUGCCAGAGGAUUUCCCGACCAAGGCGGGUAUUGUCCCGGUUGGAAUGACGUCGGGAGAUGGUCGGGUUGGAGCAAACCUCUUGUGUCGUUGAUGGCGACGGCUGGCCUUGACCUUCUCACAAGCACCCUCACAUCACGCAGGAGGGCGUUCCGGAAGUUCAUGCGAAACUUCGAAAAAGAGGUUAAGCACAAGCGUCCUAUCGUACGAUACACCGACAUCGGCCCUUCUUCUCGAUUUGAGCUGGGUCGUGAUAGUAGAUGGACUUUCGACUCGCCUUGGCACUGCGGUGGGCUUAUGAGCCUCUACAGGCAACGGGCUUGGCCAUUAUUUGACGACGACCGAUUGUAUCCUGGGUCAGGUGGACUUCCGUCUGCCCGUGAAUAUUGGGGGUUGUAUAGUGAACGGGGAUAUUCUAUCACCGGGAUUGGCACCGACGCAGGCAGCAGCGACUACGACGAAGACGACGAUGCCGCCGUUUAUGCUCGGGGGGAGCUAAUCAGCUACGGGGCUAUACUUUACCCGUCUAUCUCAGCCAAGCUCGUACCUUUUUGGCAUCGAGCAAUCGUUUCAUCAGCUAUUUAAUCCAGCGUUGAUAGGCCAAGGUAAUCAGAGUAAACAAGACAUGUGACAAAGAUGGCGAAAAGAAUGUAGCAG